Molecule: messenger RNA, 501 nt
Organism: Mercurialis annua (annual mercury)
Lineage: Eukaryota; Viridiplantae; Streptophyta; Magnoliopsida; Malpighiales; Euphorbiaceae
Product: sulfated surface glycoprotein 185-like
Exons: 2
Coding region: 1-501 (166 amino acids)
Source: RefSeq, a predicted model, not a curated record
AUGGCGGGUGAACUUGGCAAUGUCACCUACAUGUCACAAACUCAGUUGAAUGUGCUUUUAUCUCCUCCAUCCCAUGGGCUAAAAAGGAGAAUAGUGGACCCAAAGCUCUCAUGCAUCGCACGACUAGCUUUAAUCAUAAUCUCAGCCGGAUCCAACCUCAUUAUUGUGGUUGUCGCUCCUCUUGUUGCCAGAUUUCUCACCGCUCUCAGCACCUCCACCAGAAAAUCCAACAAUCGGCAACCCAUUGCCGGCCCAGCAAUCGACAACCCAUCGCUGCCGUCGUUGAACCCAUCGCCACCACCGUCGAACCCAUCAAUCGACAACCCAUCGCCGCCGCCGUCGAACCCAUCAAUCGACAACCCAUCGCCGCCGCCGUCGAACCCAUCAAUCGACAACCCAUCGCCGCCGCCGUCGAACCCAUCAAUCGACAACCCAUCGUUGCCGCCGUCGAACCCAUCAAUCGACAACCCAUCGUCGCCGCCAUCGCCAGCAAACCCAUAG